Molecule: messenger RNA, 2618 nt
Organism: Microtus oregoni (creeping vole)
Lineage: Eukaryota; Metazoa; Chordata; Mammalia; Rodentia; Cricetidae
Gene: Coch
Product: cochlin
Exons: 10
Coding region: 54-1934 (626 amino acids)
Source: RefSeq, a predicted model, not a curated record
UGCACGGGGUCUGUUCCUGCCUAUCUGUGUGUCCUGGCGUCCCCCACGCCAAUAUGAGGUGGCACAGUGUGCCCGGGACUGCUCUAUGUGCAAUGGCCAGGCUCUCCCGCCUUCGCCCGCUCCCGAGGAGCCCGGGGGCCCUGGGGUCCCCGGCGAGCCUCGCUCACGCCUCGCUCUCCCGCAGGUCUUCGCAGACCCCCGCCAUGCCCUCGUCCUGGAUCCAUGCUCUUUGCCUCGGUGGGUACGCGCCCUCGCCGCCGCGCCCGCGCGGGCGGAGGCAGCAGCCACCUAGCUGUCCUUUCUCCGCAGGUGCGUGGCUGCUGCUGCUACUGCUGCCGCGGCUCGCGCGCGCCGAGGGAGCCGUUCCCAUUGCCAUCACCUGCUUCACCAGAGGCCUGGAUAUCCGGAAAGAGAAAGCAGAUGUUCUCUGCCCAGGAGGCUGUUCUCUCGAGGAAUUUUCUGUGUUUGGGAACAUAGUAUAUGCUUCGGUGUCCAGCAUAUGUGGGGCUGCUGUCCAUAGGGGAGUGAUUGACAGCUCCGGGGGACCUGUGCGUGUCUAUAGCCUUCCUGGUCGAGAGAACUAUUCUUCUGUGGACGCCAAUGGCGUCCAGUCCCAGACGCUUUCCAGAUGGCCUUCUUCCUUCGCGGUGACCAAAGGAAAAAGCAGUUCCCAGGAAGCCACAGGACGGGCAGUGUCCACCGCCCAUCCGCCUGCAGGUAAACGGCUCAAGAAAACGCCAGAGAAGAAGACUGGCAAUAAAGACUGUAAGGCAGACAUCGCAUUUCUGAUCGAUGGGAGCUUUAAUAUAGGCCAGCGCCGAUUCAAUUUGCAGAAGAAUUUCGUUGGGAAAGUGGCGUUGAUGCUGGGAAUUGGGACCGAAGGACCACACGUGGGCCUCGUGCAAGCCAGUGAACAUCCCAAAAUAGAAUUUUACCUGAAAAACUUUACUUCAGCCAAAGAUGUCUUGUUUGCCAUAAAAGAAGUAGGUUUCCGAGGGGGUAAUUCCAACACAGGAAAAGCCUUGAAGCACACUGCUCAGAAAUUCUUUACAGCAGACGCAGGGGUGAGAAAAGGGAUACCAAAAGUGGUGGUGGUGUUUAUUGAUGGCUGGCCUUCUGAUGACAUUGAGGAAGCAGGCAUUGUGGCCAGAGAGUUUGGUGUCAACGUAUUUAUAGUUUCUGUGGCCAAGCCCAUCCCUGAAGAACUGGGGAUGGUUCAGGAUGUUGCAUUUGUUGACAAGGCUGUGUGUCGGAACAACGGCUUCUUCUCUUAUCACAUGCCCAACUGGUUUGGCACCACAAAAUACGUGAAGCCUCUGGUGCAGAAGCUCUGCACUCACGAGCAGAUGAUGUGCAGCAAGACCUGUUACAACUCGGUGAAUGUCGCCUUCCUAAUUGACGGUUCCAGCAGUGUAGGGGAUAGCAAUUUCCGUCUCAUGCUGCAAUUCGUUUCUAACAUAGCCAAGACAUUUGAAAUCUCAGACAUUGGAGCCAAGAUAGCUGCUGUCCAGUUCACUUAUGAUCAGCGCACAGAAUUCAGUUUCACUGACUAUAACACCAAAGAGAAUGUUCUAGCUGUCCUAGGAAACAUACGUUAUAUGAGUGGUGGAACAGCUACUGGUGAUGCCAUUUCCUUUACUGUCAGAAAUGUAUUUGGUCCCAUAAGGGACAGCCCCAACAAAAACUUCCUGGUGAUUGUCACAGAUGGGCAGUCCUACGAUGAUGUCCGAGGCCCCGCUGCAGCAGCGCAUGACGCAGGUAUCACCAUCUUCUCUGUUGGUGUGGCUUGGGCACCUCUGGAUGACCUGAGAGAUAUGGCCUCUAAACCCAAGGAGUCACACGCUUUCUUUACCAGAGAGUUCACAGGAUUAGAGCCAAUUGUCUCCGACGUCAUUAGAGGCAUUUGUAGAGAUUUCUUAGAAUCCCAGCAAUAACUGUGAUACUCUGACAACUCAAAGAAUAAAUACAUGAGGAUCUAAUAUGCAAACUGUACUCUCAAUACCUAAGUAACUUUAUAGCUUACCAGGAUCAGUAAAUAUGUCAACAGCAGUUUAAAGCAAAUGAGCUUUCAUUUGAAGCUGCAAAUUUAGAUUGGCUGAGGAUAAUCAGGGUCCUUAGAAACUCAGGAAAGAGAUGUCAUGGGUUUAAAUUGAAGAUUGCAAACAUGCAUACUCAAAGUGGCUAUGUAUGUAUGCUCCAGUUAGACACAGCACUGGUCCUUUCCUAAUAACUCUGUACUGACUGUGCAAGGAGAGAACAACUUUUAAACAUAGAUCAAGUGUAAUUUUGACCCAUGUGGAUGCUUUCUUAAAACCAGUCAACAGACAGCUGUUAUUUUAUGUACUAGUCUUCAUACACAUUAUAUGGAACAUGUAUCAAGCUUCUUUUGUAGUGUUUUCAUAACUAAUGGCUGAAAAUACCACACUGAGUAAAGAUAGGAUUGCCUGGUAUUUUUCUAUUUAUAUCCUUAAUUUUAUGUGUAUAGACAGGCAUGUACUCCAAGAACUGAGAAAAUGUUUAACCACGGAAAGUUUUUGAAAAAUGUUUCAAGUAUUGUACCAGGAAAAAUACUUGGCAUAAUAGCUUGGAUGUCAACAAUAAAACUGGAAGUGACUAAG